This is a messenger RNA of Brienomyrus brachyistius, 1415 nucleotides long. RefSeq names its product synaptophysin-like 2b (gene sypl2b). The coding region runs from base 152 to 904 and encodes 250 amino acids. Lineage: Eukaryota; Metazoa; Chordata; Actinopteri; Osteoglossiformes; Mormyridae. The record is from RefSeq and is a predicted model, not a curated record. The transcript is spliced from 6 exons. Gene Ontology annotation, cellular component: synaptic vesicle membrane; synaptic vesicle.
GUCUCUUCUGCUCAAAAAGUUCAAAGAAGUUUGCAAUGAAAGAUUUUAUUCUAGUCGUGCAUGUUAAUCCGUCUGUCUGCUCCUUGAUUUCUACUUGGUUUAUACAAUAUCGUCUUAGUUUAUAGUCUUUAAAAGUUGUUUGAGGCCAGCAAUGGAGGGACGCGUUCAGAAAGUGGUAUCAGACUUCAAAGCAGACCUGGGUCUGCUGAAGGAGCCGCUGGGGUUCCUGCGGGCGCUGGAGUGGGUGUUCAGUAUUUUUGCCUUUGCCACUGUGGGAGGUUAUUCUGGCUCAGCCAGUAUCAACAUCCAGUGUGCAGGUGGCCAACUUCAGGAGAUCACGGCCCACUUUUACUAUCCGUUCAGGCUGCCCAGCUACCCCUACCACGUUCCCUCCUGUAACGGAAAUUCCACAGGAUUGGUGAAAACCUUCCUUGUGGGAGACUUCUCCCCGUCUGUGGAAUUCUUCGUGUGCAUUGGGGUGCUGGCCUUCCUCUACUGCAUCGUCACGCUGGUGGUCUACCUGGGCUACAGGCACGUCUACCGUGGGAACAGCCGUGCUCCUGUUCUUGACUUGCUGGUGACCGGGGCCUUCGCCUUUAUGUGGCUAGUAUCUUCGUCCGCCUGGGCCAAAGCCCUUUUUGACAUCAAGAAGUCCACUAGCCCCACCUUCCUGAUACAGGUCAUCAGUACCUGCAAGAUCCUGGGCAACAGCUGCAGUCCAGGCGCCCUGCCUUCCAUGAGCCGCCUCAAUGUCUCUGUGAUUUUUGGAUUUCUUAACCUGAUCCUCUGGGGGGGCAACUGCUGGUUCAUUUAUAAGGACACCCCGUUCCACAAAGCAGCAAACGCCCCAGCUGAAGACGAGGAAAGGGGAACACCUCCACCGCCAUUGGCCUCGAGGAAAUAGGGCGGAGCCACUGCCCGCGGUUGCCGCGGCUGCUGCUUGGACCGUGAUGCGGAGCCUGGGCAUAUCUACUACGAUACAUGGAGAUCUUUGGGCCGUGCGAAAGCUGUCAUUUAUGGGUAUAGUUUACAAAAAAGGUCAUUUUAAUCAAGAAUCUUUUUCUUUUUUAAAGGUGAAUGCCUAAUUGGUAUGCGCUAUUUUUUUUGUUUUUUUUUUUUUGUUUUUUUUUAACAACUGAGAUUUCUGAAAUAUGUUUGAAUAUUUAUUUAAUUGUCCGUUUAGGAAGUAAAUCUUCCAAAUAAUGCCCCCACCCCCUGGAAUUUGGGGGAAUAAGGUCCACCUCCCAAUGCAUACCUCAUUUGGGAUAUUCUUAUGUCGGCUAAUGGCAGCUUAAUUGUAACAUUGCUGUCUUGCUCUGGGUUGAUGCCAGUGGCAGGUAUGUGAAUAGGUGAGGUGUGGGGGGGGGUCUGGAAAGAACUGUCCCUGCUGGGGUCCCUGCUGGGAAUACUAGCUG